Molecule: messenger RNA, 2031 nt
Organism: Helianthus annuus (common sunflower)
Lineage: Eukaryota; Viridiplantae; Streptophyta; Magnoliopsida; Asterales; Asteraceae
Exons: 1
Coding region: 1-2031 (676 amino acids)
Source: RefSeq, a predicted model, not a curated record
AUGCUUAGUCAAAUCUUAGCCGGUCAAAACACUCAAAAGGCAAAGAAUGAGAAGCGCUUUAGGGAGUAUGACAGCCGUUUCACGAGGCACGAGAGUGAGUUGAGAAGCCAAAAGGCUUCCAUGCAGACCAUUAAGAACCAAGUUGGCCAGAUUGCCAAGAUGUUGUCUGAGAGACAACAGGGGGGCCUUCCGAGCAACACAGAGCCUAACCCAAAUGCUACUGCAAAGGCCAUCACAUUGAGAAGCGGCAAGACCCCUCAGCCCAUCCCUCCGGCUGUUCCAGCAAAGUCGGAUGACGAUGAUGGGGUUGAUGAGGAGAUUGAGGCUGAGUCUCCGGGUGAGGUACAACAGAGGCGAGUCCCAGCAAGUACCGCACGACCCAAGGAGCCAGUGAGAGAGUAUGUCCCUCCCAUUCCAUAUCCGGGGAGGUUGAAGAAGCAGAAAAUGGAAGAACACUAUGGUAAAUUCCUCAAGCUUUUUAAGCAACUUCAUAUAAAUUUACCAUUUGUCGAGGCACUUGCUCAAAUGCCUAAGUAUGCCAAGCUUCUGAAGGAUAUCCUAUCCAACAAAAAGAAACUUGAGGAGCUUUCGCAGGUGACCUUGAAUGAAGAGUGUUCAACGGUUCUUCAGAACAAACUGCCGAAGAAGAUAAAUGACCCUGGGAGUUUCACUAUCCCGUGUUUGAUCGGUAGUUUGUCGGUCAGCAAUGCAUUAGCUGGUCUUGGAGCUAGCAUAAACCUCAUGCCAUAUGCAGUUUUUGCUAAGCUAGACUUGGGAGAGCCCAAGCCGACUCGUAUGAGCAUUCAGCUAGCCGACCGUUCAGUGAAGUACCUUCGAGGCAUAGUUGAGAAUAUACUGGUGAAAAUCGGCAAGUUUGUCUUUCAUGUCGAUUUCGUGAUUCUAGACAAGGAUGAGGACAAAAAUGUUCUACUUAUCUUAGGCCGCCCAUUCCUAGCCACUGCGAGAGCCUUGAUUGAUGUCUGCACCGGUAGACUUACUCUUAGGGUUGAUGAUGAGGAGGUUACCUUUGAUAUAGGGAAAUCCAUGCAACACUCACAGAGUCAAGAUGAUACACUCUACUUCAUUGAGACUAUCGAUACGUAUGUGAGUGAUUAUCUUCAUGCUACAUUCGAGGAGGAUGUUAUGGACACACAGCUGCUAGGAGGGGAGACUUUUGGUUCGCCCCGUGUGGACCGAUUAGUUGAGGAGGUGACCUGUCUGAUAGGUCACGCGUCUCCCCCGUGUCCCGAGGUUUUUGAGGUUGUGGAUCGCGUUACUGAGCCUAAAGCGCGCCCUUCUAUUGAGGAUCCACCUUCGGUUGAGCUUAAGGAGCUCCCAGAUCAUUUGGAGUAUGCUUUCUUGGAGGGUGAGACUCAUCUGCCCGUUAUCAUUUCUGCCAAAUUGUCGAAGGAAGAGAAAGAUCGAUUGCUUGAAGUCCUGAAGCAUCACAAGAAGGCGAUUGCUUGGAAGAUUAUAGAUAUAAAAGGGAUCAAUCCAUCCUUUUGUACCCAUAAGAUCUUGAUGGAGGAGGACUUUAAACCUGUAAUACAGCAUCAGAGGCGUUUGAACCCCAACAUGCAGGAGGUUGCGAAGAAAGAGGUUAUCAAACUACUUGAUGUAGGUUUGAUAUACCUGAUCUUUGAUUCACCGUGGGUUAGCCCUGUACAGGUAGUCCCGAAGAAAGGAGGCAUGGCAGUGGUGACCAAUGAGAAAAACGAGUUGAUUCCUACUCGUACUGUCACCGGAUGGAGAGUUUGCAUUGACUAUCGCAAACUCAAUGAUGCCACGAGGAAGGAUCAUUUCCCACUCCCUUUCAUUGAUCAGAUGUUGGAGAGGUUGUCGGGAAGGAUGUACUACUGCUUCCUCGAUGGUUUUUCAGGAUAUUUUAGAUUCCCAUCUCUCCUGAGGAUCAGGGGAAGACGACAUUCACAUGUCCCUAUGGCACAUUCGCCUACCAGCGGAUGCCCUUUGGACUGUGCAAUGCCCCGGCCACAUUUCAGAGGUGUAUGGUGGCCAUUUUUCACGACAUGA